Molecule: messenger RNA, 1713 nt
Organism: Aspergillus oryzae RIB40
Lineage: Eukaryota; Fungi; Ascomycota; Eurotiomycetes; Eurotiales; Aspergillaceae
Exons: 2
Coding region: 1-1713 (570 amino acids)
Source: RefSeq, a predicted model, not a curated record
AUGUUGCUUCGCACAGUCUUAUGGCUUUGCUUUCUUUUAGUUGCUCCUUCCGAGGGCACAUUAGAAGUAUUUCAAAUUUAUCAGCCUGUCCAAUACGGUGGAGUUGACGGCACACAUUGUAACCAAAAUGUGCUGCUGAUGGAGCAUGUGUUUGCCUCGAGCUAUGGACACCCCUUUAUAGGAUACUACAGCCCCCCUGAAUGUGAAUUCGACACGGUUAAGAUUAACCUUACGGUUACCUCCCAAGGUCGCCAAUUUGAUCGGUUAGCAAUUCUUUUUCUUGGUGAUACAGAGGUAUUCCGAACCUCGACAGCGGAACCUACGGCCGACGGAAUUGUCUGGGCCUAUAUAAAAGAUAUGUCGCAGUAUAACGCACUAUGGCAGAUACAGCAAAAACUAAUUUUCGACCUUGGAAAUAUCAUAAAUGAUAUAUAUACCGGCCCUUUCAGUGUGACCCUGACUGCAUACUUCUCCUGCGAGGGUCAUGCCAGAACCGCAGAUGUAAUUCUCCCAAUAUCCGCUAGGAAGUCAGCCUCCAACUUGUCGAGUGUCUUUACUGUUCCUGGAGAUAAUACAAAGACACUGUACCAGAUACCUCCUAAUACUUCGCGUGCAGUUGUGUCCAUUUCCGCAUGUGGUCAGUCUACUGAGGAGUUCUGGUGGUCCAAUGUCUUCUCGUACGAUACGGAAGCUUUCAAUACCACAAUGGGCGAGCUUUAUGGUUACUCCCCAUUUCGCGAAGUCCAACUCUAUGUCGAUGAUAUCCUUGCUGGUAUUAUAUGGCCAUUCCCUGUAAUUUUCACCGGAGGGGUUGCACCAGGUUUCUGGCGCCCGAUUGUUGGGAUAGACGCCUUUGAUCUGCGACAACCUGAAAUCGAUAUCUCGCCCUUCCUCCCCAUUCUCAAAGACGGACAGCCUCAUUCUUUUGAGAUUAAGAUUGUCGGCUUGAGUGUUGCACAAAACGGGACCGUUACGCUCUCCGACAGCGUCGGUUCAUACUGGGCUGUGACGGGAAAUAUCUUCCUGUAUCUGAGUGAUUCUGCCUUGGAUAGUACAAGCCUCGGAACGGAGAAGCCCUACGUUGAUGCACCUACUCCGCAAUUCAAAGCCACGCGGAGCCUUGUCCAGAAUCAGACUGGAGGGAAUGACUCUCUGGCGUACUCCGUUGUUGGUGAAAGGACCCUUUCUAUAAAAUCAUCCGCAUUUCAAUGGAGUCAAAACCUCACGUAUUCCAAUUUUGGUCUGUUUAGCCAGCAAGGCAUGAGCCAAUCGACCAAUCAACACACAUCUGGAAGGUCUACUAUCAUAGCCUUUGGAGCUAACCAAACAUCAAAUGAGGUCCAAUUCGAAUAUCCCUUGUCUGUGAAUCAGACGUAUCGCCCUACCGAUGCGGGGCAAUCUAUCCACGCUUGGAUGAGUAGGGGUCUCGACAUCAAAACAACAGGGGCAACCGGUAUUUCUACUUAUACUCUCACUUCGGGACCAUCACGCUUGCACACUCAACAAUGGGGCGAAGCAUUCUAUCAACCCACGGAUAACAGCUCAAUAUCUUUUGGUGAUACAACUGAUGUAUUUGAGAGCAACAGUAUCCUCGGUCACUACAAAAGGUCAGUUCGAGCAGUGAACGGGAGCGUUGUAUCCGAUACAGAUGAUAGAGAUGACCAGCCAUCAAAGUCAAAUGACUAUAGCGACCAUAGCUCUUUCUUGAAGUAA